CUGUCAACACUGACAAUGGAAUCAACAUAAAGCCCAGAUUUAUCUGUAUAUAGCUUAAUUAAUUUGUUGUUUAAAACCAUUUUGUUAGAAUGGCGGCUGAAUCUCCUCGAAGAGGAGCCCGUUAUACCUGCGUUUCUGUUAGACCACAAGCGUACAGUGACAAAACUGUUGUGGAAAGUGUUGUUGAUUUCAUCUCAGAUGUUGUGCCACAGGCUUACAGUGGAAACCAAAAAGCCGAAGAUAAAGAAAAAAUUCUUUGGGUCAAAUUUGAAAAAUGUGAUGUAAAUGAUUUAUCUAUCAAUCCUAACUUCCAAGGCAGUGACCACAAAGGUGUUCCACUGGUUGUUAUUCUUGGAUACAGCAAUGGGGUUCAGAUAUGGCAUAUUACGCACAAUGGUGAAGCCCAAGAAGUGUUGUCACUCAGACAAGGCCCUAUACGAGUUCUCAAAAUUCUGCCAACGCCAACUCCAGUGUUUACUGAGGCUGAUAGUUUUGUUGAUAAAAGACCACUUGUUGCAGUGUGUGACUCAUCCAGUGCUGGUCAGCCAUUCUGUUCAGUGAAGUUCAUCUCUCUGAAGUCUGGUGAUGAAGUACAUAAUGUGUGCUUCAAAACUCAACCUGUUCACAACAUUGAAGCGAAUAAAAGAUUUCUUGUGAUAGUUUUCAAUGAACAAAUAACCGUUUUCGAGACUUGCCAGUUUAGAAAACUUUUCCGAAUUUCAGACUGCUACCCAUGCCCAGGGCCAAGUGUUAACCCUGUUGCACUUGGUACGCGAUGGCUGGCCUAUGCAGACAAAAGACUGGUGUCGAUGCACCAGUCCUGUGGAGGGAUGUCGGGGGAUGGCGCUCAGUCGUAUGCUGCCACUGUCAUCAGUGCAGCCAAGGGAGCAUUCAAAGGUCUGACGAUGUUUGGAGAAGCCAUGAUGAGCAGUGUAACGGGAGCCAAGCCCAGCUCGGCAUCCAAGAAAAGCGAGCCUGCAGUGCAGACUGACAACACGUACAGACCAGGCAUCGUCUCCGUUGUUGAUCUGCAGAAGGUCAAUGGAGACCAUUUUUACGUGAAUGACGAUCUCGACUGUGAAGGACUCAUAGGUCACUUCCACGCUCACGCUAACGAACCUGUCGCUGCGAUGAGUUUCGAUCCGAGUGGAACACUGCUGCUCACCGCCUGCAAACUGGGACACAACUUUCACCUGUUCCGACUGAUGGCACACCCCUGCAGCUCCUCCCUGGGUGCGGUGCACCACCUGUACACCCUACAUCGUGGAGACACAACGGCCAAGGUCGUCGACAUGACUUUCACGCUAGACAGCCGCUGGGUGGCGGUCAGUACACAUCGGGGCACAACACAUGUUUUCCCAGUUACACCUUACGGAGGUCAAGUGAGCAUGAGGACUCAUUGCCACUCACGUGUUGUGAACCGAAUGAGCAGGUUCCACAAGAGUGCGGGUCUCGACGAGAUCGGGCACACAGCUCCGGGUCGACACAGUCCCGUUCUGUCGGGUAGUCCAGGAUCUACAGGUGUUCAUGACCACUACCCCAGUCUGAUCAGACACAAUGCUCUGAACAACAACAUGGGCAACCCCCGCCUGCCACCUUACCCACACCCCACCACCGUGUACCCCCUGGCACAGCUCAAGCCACAGCUGUGUCUGCCAGGCCUGGGAACGGGCGUGACCUCUGGGGUCCAGCAGCACAGCCCCACCCACACGACGACGGGCAAGGACAAGGUUUACAGUGUGUCGGCCUGUUUCUCAGCUCAGAGACUCUGGGUAGCCGGAGCCCAGACCCUCACUGUUGAGAGAAGAGAAACUGGAAAGAAACCCAUUGAUUCGCUGUUUGUGGUUGGACAAUCGGGUGUAUUGUUGGAGUACAACUUGGAACCAAAGCAUCGGACUGGAGACAAAACCUCAGAAGAAUCACCAUUAGAUCUCGCAGUGACUGGACGACUGCAGUGGUUACUACAGAGAACAAAAACGUCUCUUGAAGUCCAGCCUCCUCUACUUAGCAACAACCCUCUUCUCCUAGCAACAGAGGCAGUGGUUACCCAGCAACCGACGUGCAAUCCAGAUCAAACCGAAUCAGCGCCAGUCUCUCGUCAUGGAUCUAAAGACAGCCUUUCAUCUGACCACAGCAACAAGGAUGAUUAUGAUGCUCAGUGGCUCUCACAGGUUGAAAUAAUAACGCACAUAGGUCCUCAUCGUCGUUUGUGGAUGGGGCCCCAGUUCUCGUUCAAGACGUACCAAAACAUGCAGAACACGACGGUGCUGUCGUCCACAUCAUCGGCGCUGCUGUCACAUAGCCCCGAGUCAAACAUCGCCACCAUGGACUACGUGUCGGACGACAUCUGUGAACUGGAGAGCCUCAAACUGCACCCUGCUCGGUCCAGCCCAGUGGCCAUAACGUCCGCUAGGCCAGCAUAUCGGAAGUCAUCGUCUAACGAGUACACCGCGUCACCAGACAGACGGGGUCAGUGUGCCAUGGGCCAGCUACUCAUUGAGGCGGGAAGUUUUGACCAGUCACCCAACCUGAAUGAUGUUCUGUGUGGCUGGGCGGAAUCUAACGUUGCGCGGCAGCCCCGGGGCAGUGAAGAGGAGGAAGACAGACUGAAGGAGACGCUGGCUGACGCGAUGGUGGAGUCGCCCAUGAAGGACUGCGGCCCAGACAGUAUGCGAGAAGAUGUGUUCCACGGCAGCAAUGAGACACUGAGCACGAGCUCUGGCUCCAGCAACUGUAACCUACCGACGCGGGGAGGGCUCACCGAGGGGGGAGCCUACAGCAUCUUCCCCAGCAGCAGCACCGGAUCUCCGGAUCUCCUCGGUUGAAUCCGGUUGCAGGAUGAUGGUGUCAUACAAGUGUUUAAUUUUAUCAAAGUCCUACAUUAAAACAAUGCAGAAAAUGAUUUGAUUUUUUUUAAUGUAGCUGUAUAUUUUGUGGUUGAUUUUGUAUGUCAGAUUUAAAGAAGAAAUAGUAUUUAUUUAGCUCGAGUCUAAUAUUAUACAUGUAUUUAGCAGAACAUGAAUUAACUUUGGAAUUAAGUAGAGGUCAUAAAAUGGGGCUGUUUUUGGUCUGUUUGUCCAUUUUAACCAUAUGGUUGGUAUAUCAGAAAACAUGAUGUGUAUUUGUGUGACACUGACGGUAUGUAUCUAAAAGAACUCUUGCUGCUGUUUGAAACUCUCCCCCCCCCC
Messenger RNA from Gigantopelta aegis, 3188 nucleotides. RefSeq names its product breast carcinoma-amplified sequence 3-like. Lineage: Eukaryota; Metazoa; Mollusca; Gastropoda; Neomphalida; Peltospiridae. The transcript is spliced from 21 exons. Gene Ontology annotation, cellular component: cytoplasm. The record is from RefSeq and is a predicted model, not a curated record. Bases 90 to 2825 code for a protein of 911 amino acids. Gene Ontology annotation, molecular function: protein binding. Gene Ontology annotation, biological process: autophagy; response to starvation.